Rotaria socialis is the source of this 1971-nucleotide messenger RNA. NCBI's taxonomy places the organism in Eukaryota, Metazoa, Rotifera, Eurotatoria, Philodinida, Philodinidae. The record is from the annotation of a GenBank genome assembly.
AUGAAAGAUAUAGAGCCAACAUGUAGUCUGGAAGAACAUGCCAAAAAAAUAGAACAGGCAAUCAAAAUUAUAGUAGAGGCAACUGUACCUGCAAAAAUAACAACCAAAAAACCAUGGAUUUCUGAAGAGACGCUAAAACUAGCUGACGAAAAACGCAGACUAAAACAACUAAGAAACGUUUCCCUAGAAUAUGCACAACAAUACAAAGGCCUAUGUAGGAAAGUUAAGAGAUCAGCAAGACAGGACAAAGAACAUUGGAUACAAGAUCAAUGUGAGCAAGCUGAAAAAGGUUUAAAUAUUGGAAAUACAAGAGAAGCAUAUGGCCUCAUAAAAAUGUUAAGAAAAGAAUUUGUACCUCGAUUAAAUGUCAUACGAAAUCAAGAGGGAACAAUGUUACAGACAAAGGACGACAUCAAACGAAGGUGGACACAGUAUUGUAGCAGUCUGUAUAAAGAUCCUGGAGGCGGAGAUGGGAUGGUAAAGGAACUUGAAGACAUUGCACCUCCCGGAGAGGAAGUUCCUCAGGAUAUCUUGUAUUCAGAGGUACAAGCAGCGAUAAAUUCAUUAAAAAGGAAUAAAAGUCCAGGAUCAGACGGCAUAACAGCGGAAAUGUUACAAGCUGGGGGCGAACCGUUAUCACGAGAAAUCCACAAACUCUGUAACAAAGCAUGGCAUGAAGGUACGAUUCCAGAAGAAUGGGGCAAAUCUAUAUUGGUACCUAUACCAAAGAAAGAUGUUACGCAGUUGGAUAUACCUUUAUGUAAUACAUGUUAUCGAUACUAUAGUCGGCAAAUGAGAGCAGCAUCUAUUAAUGCAACAGACUAUUCAAUGGAAUCAGAUUUUGGAGGUACUUCAAAGACUUUUGCUAAUGCAUCAUCUCAAACCGAAGAUUCUAAUGUUACAAUUCUAACUCGUUCUGAUUCAGUUAAUAUGAUUGUCGAUACUCCAGCUACUAUUGACGUGACAGCUUCUGUAACUACAUCUACUGUAGUUUCGAAAUCCUCGUCGUCGGUCGCGUCUCCCGCUUCUAUAUCGUUUUGUUGUCUACCUACAUCUCACGGUCGCUGUUCAAUAUGUCAUGUUGAAUUUUCUUGUAAUUCUUCAACAUUAGUUAGUAGCAAUGAUGUCCGAGCUCCAGCGUUUUUGGAGCACGAUAUAUUAAUUGUAUUUGGUUCACGAUGCUGUGUUAAACAUAUUGAUUCCGGCUAUUUAAACGCUGGAGCUUUACAACGUAUUCGAAAUAAUGAAAACAAGUGUUAUCUUUGCGUAGAAGAGUUUGUAAACAUUUUUACUAUAGUCAAAAAUGAAUUUCUAUUGAAGGCCUCGACAAUAAAAGAACUAAACAACGCUCCACCAUUGAACUUCGAUGAUUUAACAUCUCUCACGUCGGAUAAUUAUUAUGUUCUUACAGGUCUGAACCGCGUCGACUUCGAUGAUCUUUGCUCACGCAUUCCAUCUCCUGCAUUGAGAAGCACUCAUAAUCGGUCAGCACGAACUGCAAUUGCUUGUCUAUUAAUGAAAUUAAGAUUAGGAAUUAGUAAUCAAGUCUUAGCAACUUUAUUCUCAUUUAACGAUAAACGGACUGUAUCUCACGUGGUUCAUAGUGCACGUAAAGUUCUUGUUGAAUAUUUUGUGCCUAAUUUUCUCGGAUUCGAACAUAUCAAACGAAGAGAUGUGAUCAAUUUGCAUACACGUCCAUUAGCAUCUGAACUAUUGGCCGGUCAAUCUGAUCGUGCUAUAUUAAUACUCGAUGGUACUUACAUCUAUUGUCAAAAGAGUGCAAAUAACUUAUUGCAAAGACGAACGUAUAGUAUGCAUAAAGGAAGACCGUUGGUCAAACCGAUGUUAAUUACUACAACGACCGGUUACAUUGUGUCAUGUAUGGGACCUUACUUUGCGGAUUAUAAAAAUAAUGAUGCUGAGAUAACUAAGCAUAUUAUAUACCUUGCCAAUAGACUACUGAUAAAAUAA